CUGAACGUGACGUCAUGAAUUUUCUGUCCCGAAAAAGGGAACAAGUCGUCAGGGUGGAUAACGCAACGCAGGAAAUUUUGGUUUUAUUGUCUGCAGUUUUUAGAUAAGACAAUAUUAGUUAUGUCAGAGUCAGAGACAAACAUGGAAACUUGCAGUCUACCAGAUGAAAGGCUAGAAGACAGAAAGUUGGAAUCUACAACAGUGGUGAAAAGCUUGUCAGAAAGAUUACAGGAAACUGAGCAGUACAAAAAAGAACGCGACGAGUGCAUCAAGAUGUUUGAAAAGUGGAAUGAGACAGAACAAGUGACUUUUGUUGAGAAUUUACUUUCUAGAAUGUGCCAUUAUCAACAUGGACAAAUUAACUCAUUUCUAAAACCAAUGCUGCAGCGUGACUUCAUUUCUGCUUUACCAGCCAAAGGUCUUGAUCAUAUUGCUGAGAACAUUUUGGCAUACCUAGAUGCCAAAUCACUCUGUGCUGCAGAAUUGGUUUGUAAGGAGUGGUAUCGAGUCAUUUCAGAAGGCAACUUAUGGAAAAAACUUAUCGAGAGAAAAGUUCUUACGGACAGUCAGUGGAAAGGUCUUUCAGAGAGGCGCAGCUGGGACCAGUACUUAUUCAAACAGAGACACGGUGAUGUGCCUAAAGAUCACAAGUUCUACAGAAUGCUUUACCCACAGAUUAUUCAAGAUAUUGAACGGAUAGAAAAUAAUUGGAGAACAGGAAGACAUACACUCCAGCGAAUUCACUGCCGUAGUGAGACCAGCAAAGGGGUUUAUUGUUUACAGUAUGAUGACCAUAAAAUCAUCAGUGGUCUCAGGGAUAACACAAUCAAGGUGUGGGAUCGGCAUACACUGGAGUGCGUUCAGGUGUUAACUGGUCACACAGGGUCAGUGCUGUGCCUUCAAUAUGAUGAAAAUAUCAUUAUCUCAGGAUCCAGUGACUCUACAGUAAGAGUGUGGGAUGUGAAAUCUGGAGAGAUGAUGAAUACGUUGAUUCACCAUUGUGAGGCUGUUCUUCAUCUACGAUUUUGUGAUGGAAUUAUGGUCACCUGCUCAAAGGACCGAUCAAUUGCGGUGUGGGACAUGCAGUCACCAACAGAAAUAAACCUGCGACGAGUGUUGGUUGGCCACAGAGCAGCUGUAAAUGUUGUAGACUUUGAUGAGAAAUACAUUGUUUCUGCUUCUGGUGAUAGAACUAUUAAGGUAUGGAACACUUCUACCUGUGAGUUUGUGCGUACCCUAAAUGGACAUAAGCGUGGCAUUGCGUGUCUACAAUACCGUGAUCGACUGGUGGUUAGUGGCAGUUCAGAUAAUACCAUCAGGUUGUGGGAUAUUGAGUGUGGAGCUUGCUUGCGUGUUCUAGAAGGACACGAGGAGCUUGUGCGUUGCAUCAGGUUUGAUAACAAGCGAAUUGUCAGUGGUGCCUAUGAUGGGUGAGAAUCUUUUUUUGUGAA
Pomacea canaliculata is the source of this 1451-nucleotide messenger RNA. Its product is annotated as beta-TrCP-like. The transcript has 10 exons. Gene Ontology annotation, molecular function: protein dimerization activity. NCBI's taxonomy places the organism in Eukaryota, Metazoa, Mollusca, Gastropoda, Architaenioglossa, Ampullariidae. The coding region runs from base 121 to 1434 and encodes 437 amino acids. The record is from RefSeq and is a predicted model, not a curated record.